AUGGAUGUGGACGGUUGGCCUCCGCCAAAGCGGCGCAAAGUUGAAGAGCCUCGCACCCCUCGCAGAACAGCAUUGAACCGGGAAGACGAUUCGGACUCUUCUUUAUACAGAUGCACCUCGCCCAGACAGUUCAUAGGGAACUACCUCUCCAUCGUCCAACGCCAAUUCGAGGUUACCAAUUGUGAUCCCAAUAUUGAGUUCCGCAACGACCAGGAGGAUAUGCCUAAGUACAAGGAGCAAUGGGAUCCAGCUUCUAAUCAAGGCUUGAUUGAAGUUGUCAUUCAAAGCAUAGAUAGCGCCCUGCCGUCCGAGAUGGUCGUCAAGCGCGUUCAAGGCUCACAGACCCCGUUUACGCUCAAAAUCCGAGCCGACUCGAGUACCGAUUUACAAUUACUUGAGGAUAUCCAAUACCUUGACACUUCAAAGAAGGCAGAGAAAAGGUUUCGUGAUCAGAGAGAAUAUCUCCACUAUUCGAAAACUCCAGAGGCAGCUCUUGCAUGCGUAAUGUCCCGGUUGCUAAAAUCUCCCCUCGGGACCUUCCUUGAGAUCUCCAUUCUAUGGAAUAAGAGCAGCGCGAUUAAGGACCGGGUUGAUCCAACUCUGGUGACUAUUUUGGAUCAUUGGCUGCCGGGCGAACUGGAGCGUUCAGAUUCCCCUGAGCCCUGGAAUCCUCGAGAGUUCUAUGACAAUGUCCAUGUCCCUGAGAAGACCGAGGCGAACUCGGCGGAACUACAAAUUAUGGCGCUCGAGUCCAAUCUAUUCCCCUUUCAGAGACGCGCAGUGCGCUGGCUUUUGGCUAGGGAGGGUGUUUGUCUUGGAGACAAUGGUAGACCUGCACCGCUGAGUAUGUCUGAGGACGAUUUGCCAGAAGGAUUUCAGAUUUCCCAUACCGAACUCGGCAGAAAAUGUAUCACGAACAAGGCAGUGGGAUUGGUUACAGAGGAUGUCAAGGCUGUGAAAAACUUCUACGGAAAUCUCAAGGGGGGACUACUCGCGGAGGAGAUGGGUCUUGGGAAAACCCUCGAGAUUAUAUCCCUUAUCUGUUUGCAUCCAAUGCCCCAUACGCUGUCUACCGACCCCUCCAGCGAUCUGAAAACUUCACCCGCAACGUUGAUCAUAACACCACCAACAAUCGUCGAACAGUGGAAGCAGGAACUUGAAGGCCAUGCCCCCACUUUAAGGGUCUUCCGCUACAACGGGAUUUCGAGUUACAAAAAGAAUCAGGAAGAAGUGAUGAAACGACUUCUGGAGAGUGAUGUAGUUCUCACAACCUACAAUGUUAUUGCCAAGGAGGUUCACUAUGUCAGUGAGAAACCGGACCGUAAACUCCGAGGUCGACCACGCGCUGAUCCUCCAAAGAGCCCUUUGGUCCAACUCUCGUGGUGGCGCGUCUGUCUGGAUGAAGCACAAAUGGUGGAAAGUGGUGUGUCGUCGGCAGCCACCGUAGCGCUGCGCAUUCCACGCGAAAAUGCUUGGGCCGUUACUGGAACUCCACUGAAAAAAGACCACAAGGAUCUUUUCGGAUUAUUCCUCUUUCUGCGUUAUGAGCCCUUUUGCCAAUCGCUCAGGAUAUGGGAUCAUCUGGUCAAUUUUCAUCGCCCUUUGCUCCGUAGUGCACUGAGCAAGAUCGCCAUGAGACAUACUAAGGAUUUUGUGCGUGAAGAUUUACGUCUACCGCCGCAGAGUCGUCAUACCAUCACGAUACCCUUCACCACGAUUGAAGAACAACAUUACUCACAGCUCUUCGCUGAAUUGUGUGAAGAAUGUGGCUUGGAUGAUUCUGGUGCUCCUCUGUCAGGAGAUUGGGAUCCAAAUUCUCCAUCCGUCAUCGAAAAGAUGCGUAAUUGGCUAACUCGUCUUCGUCAGACGUGUCUUCACCCAGAAAUUGGUGUUGUCAAUAGCAGAGCAUUACGCCGUACUGAUGGAGUCCUCCGAACUGUGGAGCAGGUACUAGAUGCCAUGACCGAUCAGGCUCUGGGUCAACUGCGCACAGCUCAACGUACUUGGCUCAUGGGGUUACUACGUAGAGGUCAAAUGAAACAGAACGCAUCAGAGACCCAGGAUGCUUUGGACAUUUGGAAGCACGCCUACGAAGAGUUGUGCGCACUGGUUCGCGACUGUCGCAAGCAGUACAACGAGGAGCUGGCUCUCAGAGGCAAUGAUGACAACAUCAGCGUUGAGGGCCUAGAGGAAGAAAUUGCUGAAGAGGAAUCCCCACAAUUCAAUGCUUCUAAGGCUCGUCUGCGCUCUGCACUUGAAUUGCAGCAUAUGUGCAUCUUCUUUAUCGGCGAUGCGUACUUCCAGCUGAAAUCGCCUGAGGAGCCAGGAUCUGACAAGUACUCUGAGCUGGAGAGGCAAGAGACACAAGCGUAUGAAGAGGCGAAAUCCAUUCGUUCAGAGCUCCUGUCAGAAUUUCUGAAGAUUGCCAAGAAGUUGAUAGCUGGUAUUGCAUCCAAAAUUGUUGAUGCGCGUACACAGAUCCCUCAGAUGAUUGCGCCUGACGGAUAUCAAGGUAUCGAGAGUCGAAAGAUCUUUGAACGCCUUGAGAUUUUCUGUGACGCCAUGAAUAUUCAGGCUGCACAAUUCGGUGAACUUCAGAACUCUAUGGUUGGGCUUUUACGCCAAGCAUUGCUCGAUCAAGAUGAUGGGGUUGAGUUACAGGGAGACGAAUAUGAGAACUCGACGAUACAGCAAGAUCAAAUGUACGCAUAUAUGGAGGCACUUCGCGCUCUUUUUGCCGAUCGGAACGAGGCUCUUAGUGGAUAUUCGAACAACCUGAUCCGGAUGGAGAUGCAGCAAUUUUUAAACGCAGCAAAAUCGGAUGAUCCAAACGUGCAGAAACCGCCUGCGCCAGAAUUAAUGAUCAAACUUCUCACAGAAAGAUUAACCAAACGUGUGAACUGGGAGAAGAUUGGUAGUUUACGAGGCAUCAUUGCUGAAAUAAGAGCCUUGAUUCAGUCUCUCGAGUGGCAAGCGGGUCUUGGAUCGGCCCGAGCUUCGCAUGAACUCACUAUCAUAAAUCCUGUCCUUCAAAGUGCGAUUGACCUCAAUUCCGUGCAAGUCAAGUGCAUGAGUAGUUUGGAACAGCUUGUCAACCAUUUUCGAGAUACCAUGAAUAGCCGCCUCGAGUUCUACCGAGCACUGCAGAGGAUCUCCGACAUGGUCGCACCUUGGAUGGAAGAAACUAUUGGAAAGCCACUGAACAAAGCGCACUAUAAAGCCAGCACAGAACAAGAUGCGAAGAUGAAGAACAAGGUGGAUUCAUUAUCGACUCGACUGCGAUAUCUUGUACACUUGAAGACUGAUUCCCAAUCAUCAGCUCCAAGGAUUUGUAUCAUUUGCCAAUGUGACUUCGAGAUUGGGACGCUGACUGUUUGCGGCCAUCAGUUCUGCAAGGAAUGUAUCCUGUUAUGGUUGGAGGCGCACCACAAUUGCCCGGUUUGUAAGAGACGAUUACAACGCAACGACUUUUUCGACAUCACCUACAAACCAGCAGAAGUAGUUGUUCAAGCCGAACAAUCUGUAAUUGAUGACCCAGCUCAAGGCAGCAAUGCUGCUCAUUCGCCAAAGCAGUCCAUUUAUUCUGAUAUCAGUGCUUCUAUGCUGAACCAGAUCAAAGCUAUCGACAUUCAGGGGCCGAGCUUUGGGAGCAAGGUGGAUUUCUUGUGUCGACAUCUUCUGUGGCUUCGCCGCCACGAUCCCAGCUCCAAAGCAAUCGUCUUCAGUCAAUAUCGAGAAUUCCUGGAAGUUCUUGCUCAGGCACUCAGAGAAUACAAAAUCUCUUUCACCAGCAUCAAUGAAAAGAACGGAAUCGAGAAAUUCAAGUCAGAUCCCACUAUGGGUUGCUUUCUGCUUCCUGGGAAAGCCCACUCAACAGGCUUGAAUCUGGUAGUUGCGAAUCACGUCUUCCUCUGUGAGCCGCUCAUCAACACAGCAAUCGAGCUCCAAGCCAUCGCACGAGUCCACCGUAUCGGCCAAAAACGCCCAACAACCGUCUGGAUGUAUCUCAUCGCCGACACCGUCGAAGAGUCAAUCUACGACAUCUCCGUUAGCAAGCGCCUGGCCCAUAUGCGCUCCAAGCGAACCGCAAAUACAUCUGGAAGCAACAGUGGCACCGCCACCCCCACCACAGCGUCAGCGCAGCAACAGGAAGCGGCGAUUGAAAUGGCCAACUCGCUGGAGUUGCAGACCGCAGAUCUCAGCAGACUUUUCGUCACUGGCCGCACAGGUGGCGAAAUGGUCGAGAAUGCCGACCUAUGGCCCUGCCUCUUCAGCCGCGUCAAGAAACGCGAACGCGUCCUCGCGGGCGUCGCUGGCAUGGCCGCAAACCAAGGGAGCAGCAGCGCUGUCGAACAGGAGGCGAAUCGCUUCCUCAGAGCUGAGGCGGCUGACGCGCGAAGGAGCUGA
This is a messenger RNA of Exophiala bonariae, 4407 nucleotides long. RefSeq lists its product as uncharacterized. Gene Ontology annotation, biological process: DNA damage response; protein polyubiquitination. NCBI's taxonomy places the organism in Eukaryota, Fungi, Ascomycota, Eurotiomycetes, Chaetothyriales, Herpotrichiellaceae. The record is from RefSeq and is a predicted model, not a curated record. Bases 1 to 4407 code for a protein of 1468 amino acids. The transcript has a single exon. Gene Ontology annotation, molecular function: ATP binding; ubiquitin protein ligase activity; ATP-dependent chromatin remodeler activity. Gene Ontology annotation, cellular component: nucleus.